Messenger RNA from Pichia kudriavzevii, 3084 nucleotides. RefSeq lists its product as uncharacterized. NCBI's taxonomy places the organism in Eukaryota, Fungi, Ascomycota, Pichiomycetes, Pichiales, Pichiaceae. The record is from RefSeq and is a predicted model, not a curated record. Bases 1 to 3084 code for a protein of 1027 amino acids. The transcript has a single exon.
AUGGACAUUCAUCAAGGUGCAAAUAGUGGUUGGAAUUUCAAAAACAUCCCAAAACAACUCAAUGUAUCCGGUGCAUCAACUUCAGCUUUCUCUGUAAACUCUGCUCCUCUUUCUGACAGAACAAAUGCUACUUCUGUCACUAAUACGCCUUGCUAUCAUCAAACAAUAAAAACUUCUCACAUCAACAACAUAUAUGAUUCCAAUCUUCUCAGUUCCACACCUGCUCCAAUCCGACGUAAAAAAUUUCAGCAAAACCUGAUCAACGUGUACGAAUGUGCUUUCUGUAACGAAUCUCUACAUCACGUUUUUGAAGGAGAAAAACUAGUGGAUUUGGAUUGCGGUCAUACCCUUCAUUUCCAGUGUUUCCAUGAAUUGACCACGCCGCUGCCACUAUUUGACAAAUUCAAUGUUGACGCAAAUACAUACAUUAAACAUCUGAAAAACGAAAUCAUUUGCCCAAGUUGUGGUAAGGAAACAUUCUGUCUCGGUGAAGAUUUAAACUCACACAUCCAGAGUACACAUUUUGCACCAAGUUUUAAUGACCUAGGGAAGAAGGAAAAUGAAAUGACGGCAAUUAUUUCGAAAUUGGAAAAUUUCAAUAGCAUGAAUAUUGUGGCAUCAGAUGUUGUUGGUCUUGCUGAGAGUAAGUCCGAUUUGAUUUUCAAAGGAGAAACGAGCCACCCUCAUGAGAACACAUGUACAAGUAAUGAAAACCCAGUCACUCCUCAAAGCCAAAUUGGUAUCAAAUUUUGGGAACGUGAAGAUGAAGCAAUUUCUCCUCGUGUUUCAGAGUUUGAGACACACUUGAGAAAAAAGAACGUAUCAUUUUUUCAAGAUGAAAUAGUUCUGUCUGAAGUUACUCUGGCCCCCGAAUUUCCUUCCUUCUCAUUUGAUAGUUGUAACAGUACCAUCAAAACUAGUUGUGUUGUACACUUCUCCACAACGGAGUUUGAAAAACCUUUGGAAUCAAAUAAGGAAGAACAACUGAAGGCUCAGAUUAGCAAAAAUAAAAUCACGAAUAUUAUUAUUAAUAAUUUUGAAGACAACAUUCUAGGUCCAUCAAACAUUGAUUUUCUGACCAUAGGCAGUCUCGUAGUAUUUGAUUAUUUUGACGUCAAUAUCAAGACAAACGUGUUUCCCCAUACACAGGUUUUUCUCUUUGAUUCAUGUUUGAUUAUUCUCGACUCUAAGGGAACUCAGCUGCUCCUCUAUCAACAACUUGACGAUCGCACUUUUAUUUCAUCCAUCUAUGAGAAUAACGGUAGCAUUAUCAUUAAUUUGAACUCAAUAAAAUUACCCAGUGUAACAUUAUCGUCAGAAAAUAAAAUCCUUUUACACAAGUGGUACAUAAUACUGGGGAAAUUUUCAGAACAAGUUGAUGUAAGUAAAUCUAUCCCACUAAUACAAGUAUCAACUAAUGCUUGGGAUUUGCUAGAAGAUGCUCCAGAUGAAACUUAUGCAGAUGCUGUGCCCGAAGAUAUCAAAAUUGUUAACAAGUUAACUUCCAAAGGCUUGGAACUGCCGUCCAGAUUUUUAAAACGUCAAAUCCUGCGUCCUGAUUCAAUUCCAAAAGUUCUAGUUGUUGCUAUCCCCUUAGUUAAUGAUGAAGAUUACGGUAUAGAAGAUUAUGAGUUUGCAAGUGCUAUCAAAGACCUGUUGGUUGGUAUUCUGAACUCUUUAAAUGAAAGUGAUAAACUUGGAAUUGUUUUUCUUGGAGAUCACCUCAAGCACCAAUCAAUGAUUGGCAAUUACUACGGGUGCACAGGCAAGGAUUGGGAAGGUUGGCAAAUAGUGUUAGAAUCCAUAACCGCCGAGAUAAUUUCAAGAAGAGAUAAUUCAACUGUAUAUUCUCAAUGUGAUGACGGGAUUCAUUAUAUUGAGGUUCUCUCUAAAUUGAACUUUGUUAAGAAUGAUAAAAAGAAAGAAUCCCCGUUACACGAAAUCAUUUUUAUUUCAAAUGAAAUAAUUUGCGGAGUGGCUAUUACGCCUUCUACCGGAAUUGGAAAACUGUCCUCACCUGUACAAAAUCCCUUUCUGGAGAAGCCAGUAAUAAACGAAAAGAUAGACUUUAACAGAAGAAUAGCCAAACUUUGUGAAGAGUACGAUGUCAAUUUCAGUUUUAUUUUAUUAGCCGACGAAUUUAGAUAUGAACCCUACGAAAUACUGGCAAUGCAUUAUUAUUUGAAAUCACUAGUUUCCAUAAAAGAUAUAGAAACAAAUAAUAAUGAUUAUAAUAACAAGAUCAAACUGUAUAUUGCAUUAGAUUUGGAAAAACUAAAUGAUGUCCUGUUUUCAAAGAUCGAAAAUAUGCAUCACAUAACUGUGAAGUCAUUAGAAACAAGAAUAGAAUUUCCAUCAAAUGUAAAAUUACUAGGUUAUGAGUCUCCCUUAGGAAAGGUCACUAUUAAUGAUAACGACAAUAGCAGUAAUGAUAAUAGCAACAAUUAUCUCAUUAAAUUUAAAAAUCUCAGUUCGGGAUUUGAAAAGUCUUUGCUUUUUAACAUAGAAGUAAAUUAUGAAAAUGUAAAAGUUUCUAGCAACAGCAAAAUCAAUAUUGCAAAUUCGACAAGUAGGAUCAUCACUGAUAACAUAGAAUCUAUGUUUGAAUCACACAUGGAUAUUAAACUACAGAAUGAUAAAGAUAGCCCACUAUGUAAUGAUGUGACCAUCAAUCUGAAUAUUGAAAAAUCAAACAGUAUAGAUUUUAGAGAAGUUAACGCUGGGGAUAAUUUAAAGGUUUCUAUUGUGCCACAACUUUCGGGAGUUAGUGAUGUUUAUUUUAUAAAGAGGAAGAUACAGUCUUUAGUGAUUGAUACAUUGUGGGUAUCAGUUCUGCAAGUUAAAAACUUCGAUUUGGAGGCCAGGGAUAAUGCAAAAGAAUCAAUCACACGUUUAAUAGCUAAAAUCUGGGAGCUCUCAAGCUCGAGUGAAUUAUUGAACUCAGCAAUGGUGUCGAAGAAAGGCGUGGAGCGAUGGACGGAAGUAUUAGUUCAAAGAUUAGAAACUAUUAUCGAUGGAUAUUCGCUUAGAAACUAUCAAUUAUCUAAUUCAAAAUGUGUUGCUUUGUAUUUAGAGUUGGAAUAG